Molecule: messenger RNA, 1060 nt
Organism: Mucor mucedo
Lineage: Eukaryota; Fungi; Mucoromycota; Mucoromycetes; Mucorales; Mucoraceae
Exons: 2
Coding region: 39-1001 (320 amino acids)
Biological process (GO): apoptotic DNA fragmentation
Cellular component (GO): nucleus; mitochondrial inner membrane
Molecular function (GO): nucleic acid binding; metal ion binding; RNA endonuclease activity
Source: RefSeq, a predicted model, not a curated record
AUUUCUUUCGCUUUUUUACACUUUUUUUUUUCAUAAUAAUGGCAUCCGAAAGAGCUACGUUGGUUUUAGGUGGUGCAGCACUCGGUGCUGUCUCCUUUGCAGCAUAUCAAAAAUUUACUCAGAAGCCAACCAGACCUUUAGCACCUGCUGUUGUUCAACCUCCUAGAACCCCUCAACUUCCUCAGCAACCCAGUAACACUUUGAACACUGUCGAAAAGGCCAGAGAGAUCUUACCUUUUGGUUUUCCUGGACCCGUUAAUGAUUUGGUUUACAGAAAUGCUUACAUUACUUCGUACAAUCGCCGAGAUCGUAAUCCUAACUGGGUCGCUGAACACUUAACAGUUGCCAAACUUAAGCGUGGCGACGACGUCGAUCGUCAAAAGUCUACCUUUAAAGAAGACGAUUCCAUUCCUCUUCAAUUUAGAGCAAAGCUUAAUGAUUAUUUUAGAAGUGGUUUUGAUAGAGGACAUAUGGUUCCUGCAGCCGACGUCAAGAAUAGUCAGCAAAACAUGAAUGAAACUUUUUACUUGACAAACAUUUCUCCCCAGGUCGGCGAAGGAUUUAACAGAAAUUACUGGGCACAUCUGGAAAACUUCUGUAGAGAACUUACCAAAUCUUUUGCUGAUGUGUAUGUAUUCACCGGACCUUUAUACUUGCCACAUCAAGAAGCCGACGGUAAAUUCUACGUCAAGUACCAAAUGAUUGGUAACCCUCCUAAUGUCGCUGUUCCUACACAUUUCUACAAGGUUAUUAUGACUCACCAAAAUGGCAAAUACAGUGUUGGAGCAUUUGUUUUACCUAAUCAACCCAUCUCCGAUAAUACACCACUUACUGCUUUUAAGGUUCCUUUGGAUGCUGUUGAGAGAGGUACAGGUCUUGUGUUCUUUGAUAGAAUGGGAGAAGCAAAGGCUGGCUUAGGCGAUCUCUGUAGAGACAUCGAGUGUAAACUUGUGAUUAGAACAUUUAAUGACGCAAAGAAGAAGGCAUUGCCCUCUGCUUAAAAAAACUAUUUAGAAACACAAUUGUAAUUUUAUUAAAAACAACGGAAUUUACUUUUUUU